GAAGAUAUUGGGAAAUGAAAAGACUGGCAGAGGACGCAGAUAUGGAGAGGACUAUGAACCAAGGACCUGUUUUGAGCAGAGCACAUAUGAUGAUUUUCUAUGGGCAUUGCUGACAACAGGAAAUGAGGUGUUGAGCGGAGAUCAUACUUCCCAGGUGAAAGAAACGUACUUGGACAGUACGGUGAAGCACAGUGCUGCAGUGGAAGGAUAUCGUUGUGGGCAAUGUGCACGGCUUUUUAAAGCUCUGGCAGGACUUCGUAACCAUGAAAAGAUUCACUUAACAUCCAAAACAUGCCAUCAUCCUGUUACGAAGAGCAGAAAAAGAAAGAGCGGCUUGAAAAAUGACAUCCAGAUUACUAGCUCAGAAGGUGGAAAUUAUAGAUGCCCGAGGUGUUCGUACUCCACCCCAGUAAUUGAACAGUUAAGAUCUCAUUCACUCAAAGUACAUGGAAGAUUUCUUAUGCCAAAACUGCGUGCAGCGGUUUCAGAUGCUGAAAAAGCUGGAGAAUACAUGUACCAAGCGUUAAAUGAAAAUGUCUUUCUGGAGUUUCCACAUAGUGAAUGUCACGAUUGUGUUCAGACUUCUGACUCGGGAAUUGAAGCAUUGAAAACCUUACCAAAGUCUCCAGAAGUGAAGAACUAUUCGUGUGAAUUCUGCAACUUCACCACUUGCCAUUUCCAGAAUGUAAAGAAGCAUUAUCGUAAAGUACAUCGUGAGAAUCUGUACUUUGAAUGCAGGAAAUGCCACUUCUUUAGUGGGAGAAA
Messenger RNA from Rhincodon typus (whale shark), 765 nucleotides. Its product is annotated as zinc finger protein 462-like. The transcript is spliced from 5 exons. The record is from RefSeq and is a predicted model, not a curated record. Lineage: Eukaryota; Metazoa; Chordata; Chondrichthyes; Orectolobiformes; Rhincodontidae. Gene Ontology annotation, biological process: regulation of gene expression. The annotation marks the transcript as partial. Gene Ontology annotation, cellular component: nucleus.